Molecule: messenger RNA, 1497 nt
Organism: Telopea speciosissima
Lineage: Eukaryota; Viridiplantae; Streptophyta; Magnoliopsida; Proteales; Proteaceae
Product: sialyltransferase-like protein 2
Exons: 12
Coding region: 126-1445 (439 amino acids)
Molecular function (GO): sialyltransferase activity
Source: RefSeq, a predicted model, not a curated record
GUUCCCGUCUGUUUAUUCAUAGUCGGGAGUAAAAUAAGGGUUUCUCUUUUCUCCGAAACCCUCUCCAUCGAAAGUUAUCAGAGUUAGAAUUUGGUCUAGUCGUUCCAUUUCUCAGACUCCAAUAGAUGAGGCUCUUACAGUCGGGUCUAGCAAUUGCUUUGACGUCUGGUUUAGCGGCAAUUCUCAUAUACAUUACAGGAGUCUCGACUUUCUAUGAGAAAUCUAGCAUUUCGGAUGAAGAUUUGAGUGCCUUGCUAACCUUGCAGAGCGGGUUCAAGAAGUGUGUGAGUGCUAAUGGCUUGGGAUUACAAGCUUUGGAUGGUAAAGAUUAUUGCCAAGUUACAAUCCAGUUUCCUGGCGACACUAUUCCCAAAUGGAGGGAUCCUAAAUCAGGAGAACUUGAAGGCUUGUCAUUCGAUUUUAAUCUGUGUGAAGCGGUUGCUACAUGGGAACAGGUCAGGAAUAGUACAACGAUACUGACAAGGGAGUUCAUUGAUGCUCUACCAAAGGGAUGGGAAGAAUAUGCAUGGCGUAGGAUAAAUAAGGGCAUCCUUCUCAAUCGCUGUGAGAAUAAAACACUAUGCAUGGAGAAACUUGCUUUGGUACUUCCUGAAACACCGCCAUUUGUUCCAAAGCAAUUUGGUCGAUGUGCUGUGAUUGGCAACUCUGGAGACCUUCUGAAAACAAGGUUGGGCAAGGAGAUAGAUGGUUAUGAAGCUGUUGUCAGAGAAAAUGGGGCCCCAGUCCAGAACUAUACAGAGUAUGUAGGUACGAAGAGCACUUUUCGCCUUCUUAAUAGGGGAUCUGCCAAGUCACUUGAUAAAGUUGCAGAGUUAGAUGAAACUGGGAAGGAGGUCCUGAUCAUUAAAACCACAAUUCAUGACAUCAUGAACAAAAUGAUUCAGGAGGUUCCAAUUCGCAAUCCUGUAUAUCUCAUGCUAGGUGCAUCUUUUGGUUCAGCUGCAAAAGGGACAGGUCUCAAGGCUCUUGAAUUUGCGCUCUCCAUUUGUGAUUCUGUUGACAUGUACGGUUUCACAGUGGAUCCGGGUUAUAAAGAAUGGACUAGAUAUUUCUCGGAGUCUCGUCAGGGGCAUACUCCAUUGCAUGGCAGGGCAUACUACCAGAUGAUGGAAUGUUUGGGACUUAUCAAAAUCCAUUCUCCAAUGAGGGCUGAUCCUAGCCGUGUCGUGAAGUGGGUACCCAGCCGUAUUACACUAACUGCAGCAAGAAUUGCAUCCGAGAAACUGUUGAGGAUGGUUGGGGCAGGCACAAGAGACCCACUAGGGGCGUGUUCGAUCACCAAGCAGUGCAAGGAAAAGACCAAGAAGACAUUGGGCCUCAGAAAGGCUGCUAAAGAGCAUCAGAAAUAUGUGAAAGGAACAACCAUGUACCCAAUGGAGCAUAGUCUUGGACAUGGUAUGCUCUGCACAGUGCCCAAAGUCUAAAUAUGGAGGAAACUCUUGUGGUUGAUGAUGCUCCACACUGAAUUACUGCUGA